Messenger RNA from Cryptomeria japonica (Japanese cedar), 1434 nucleotides. RefSeq names its product ADP-ribosylation factor. NCBI's taxonomy places the organism in Eukaryota, Viridiplantae, Streptophyta, Pinopsida, Cupressales, Cupressaceae. Gene Ontology annotation, molecular function: GTP binding; GTPase activity. The record is from RefSeq and is a predicted model, not a curated record. Gene Ontology annotation, biological process: vesicle-mediated transport; intracellular protein transport. The transcript is spliced from 5 exons. The coding region runs from base 329 to 1027 and encodes 232 amino acids. Gene Ontology annotation, cellular component: cytoplasm.
AGUUUAGAAUUUCAAGUGAAUUGGAGGCAAUUUUCAGGAAACAUGAUGAAAGGUGUUAAAGAAAAUGGAAAUGGGUCACACUACAUGAUAUUAUCAUUUCAUUUAUUUUGGGCUACUCUGUUUGUCCUGUUUACUCAUGUAAUUUGAUCGUUUCUUCCUCGAAAUGACGGCAGGUAUUCUAAUCUUCUAAAAAGCAGAAGAGGUAACAACAAAGAAUGCAUACUCCUUUUUGAAUCAGUAAAAAAAAUGUCUCCCAACUGUUGCCCAAUCAGAGUUGAUAUAAGAAAAAAAAUGCAGUAACAAAAAAAUAGAGGAAUUUUGGAGUCUCAUGAGAAGAAGCAAUAGAUCAGUAGAGAUUAUGGGCAACACAGCUGCUAAGGCACUUGCCAAUUGUGUUUCUUGUGGGACUAAGGAGGUUCGAAUCUUGAUGCUUGGAUUAGAUGGAGCAGGUAAAACAACCAUUUUAUACAAGUUGAAGCUGGGAGAGUAUGUGAGAACAGUACCCACAAUAGGCUUUAAUAUAGAGACUGUGACAUUCAAAAACUUGAGCUUCACAGUAUGGGAUGUGGGUGGCCAAGACAAGAUUAGGCAUCUGUGGAAGCAGUACAUGGUCAAUGCUCAGGGGCUUAUAUUUGUCAUAGAUAGUUGUGACAAAGAGCGGCUGAAGAAGGCAAAGCAGGAAUUGGACAGUUUGAUCAAUGAUCCAGAACUGAGCAGUGUGAAGCUUUUGGUUAUGGCCAACAAACAUGAUCUUCCAACGGCGAUGAACUCUGUUGAUAUGACUGAGAGGCUUGGUCUUGGAAAUCUGAGCGCUACCAGAAAAUGGCAUGUCCAGAGUUGCAGUGGAAAAACAGGGGAAGGCCUUCAUGAUGCUCUAGAUUGGCUCGCCUCUGCAAUCAAAGAGCCCAACAUCUUGCAGAGAGUGGGAAGCUUCAGAAUGCCACGAUCGCUCUCCUAUUCAUCCAGGAGAUCACCAUCAGGUAUUGUGGGCUUUAAAUCAUGCAAACCAGAGAAAAAAAACUGCUGAAUCAAAGUUCAGAUUAAAUCAUGUACAGAUACAGACAAAUUUACAGCAUGUUUUUACAUGUUUUCUCUAUUUCUUCCGAUCUGUAGAGCUUUCGUGGGGAAAUCAAACACCAAGCUUAUAAGUUUAGAAUUACAUACCCUACUUACCAAAAAGAAAAGUUUCAAUGCACAGAUAUUAUUCCCCAUAAAAUUUUAUUACGGCCUACACAAGCAAAGCAAUGAAUACAAAAGCAUGAAAAGUAUCUGACAAUCUUGUACAGGUCGGUGACAUGUAUGGUUGUCAAUGUACUCGAGUUUGAGGUUUUGAAGACUUUUUUUGGUUAAAGAGUCUCAAAUAACUGCUGGACAGAAUGGUGUACAUGCACUCCAAGCCUUCUAGAAGCUUUUUAAUCAUUUUUUUUGGUUCAA